GCAACCGGCGCACCCAACUUCACACAGCAUUUGUAAGCAGAAUUUGUGCUGAAAUAAUAAUUAAUCACAAAAAUCGGCGGCGCUUGUGUUUUAAAGAGCAUCACGAAGGAGAAAAAGUGAGAGCUUAGCACCAACCUCGUAGGAUUACUUGCAUUUCGCCAAUUGCAACUACCUUGAUCUGAUCUUUGUGGAAUAACAGCGGUAAAAGAGUGCACAAUGGAUACCUACUUGUUCGAUGGGGGCCGCAUCACUAAAAUGGAGGUGGACUAUGAGCCUGCCUGCAACGAGAAAAUUCCGCUGGCAAAGGAGCUGGCCAAAAAGAAUCCCGACGCCUUCCACGAAGCUAUCGAGAUGAUGCUGCAACUGGAGAAACAGACGCGUCUUGGCGCUGACAUGGUGUCGUGCUCGCGCGUCCUGGUCGCGAUUUGCCAGAUAUGCUUCGAUGCAUCCAACUGGAAUGCCCUAAAUGAGUACGUCACUCUUCUGGUGCGUAGGCGCUCCCAGCUAAAGCAGGCUGUCGUGAAGAUGAUCCAGGAGUGCUGCACGUACGUGGACAAAACGCCCAACAAAGAGACCAAGCUCAAGCUGAUAGACACGCUGCGCUCGGUCACUGAGGGAAAGAUCUAUGUGGAAAUAGAGCGUGCUCGACUCACCAAAACCUUGGCCGACAUCAAGGAGGCCGAUGGCGACAUCGCAGCGGCAGCGACUGUCAUGGAAGAGCUGCAGGUGGAGACGUACGGCUCCAUGGACAAGCGUGAGAAGGUUGAGCUCAUUUUGGAGCAAAUGCGUCUCUGUUUGCUGAAGGAGGACAAUGUGUCGACCCAAAUCAUAGCCAAGAAGAUCAGCAUCAAGUUCUUCGACGAUCCGGCUCAGCAUGAUCUCAAGCUCAAGUUCUACAACCUAAUGAUCCAACUUAACCGCGAUACAUCUUUUCUGAACACUUCGCGUCACUACCAGGCCAUUGCAGAGCCGUCGCGUAAAAAGGCUGCCCUCACACCCGUCGACUCUGCCGCCACGGAUGAGAAGAAGAAACUUGAUGAUGACAAGAAGAAGAAGGAUGAGGAUGAAAAGGACAAAAAGUCUGAGGCCGCAGCAGAGCCGGAAGUCGAGGUCGAACUGACUGAAUCGCAGAAAAAGGAGCUGACGGACAAACUGGUCUGUGCUGUAAUCUAUUGUGUCCUGGCCCCGUACGACAACGAGCAAAGCGACAUGAUGGCCUACUUGUCCAAAAACAAGAAACUGGAGGAUGUGCCCGUCUACAAGGAAAUUCUGCGCCUUUUCAUGUCGAAGGAGCUGAUUAACUUUGAUACAUUUAACGCCGACUUUGGCUUGGUAUUGGCCGAAAACGAUAUGUUCAAGGAUGCCACCAAGCAUGGAAAGAAAUGCAUUGCCGAGCUCAAGGAUCGUCUGAUAGAGCAUAAUAUUCGCAUUAUUGCCAUGUACUACUCCCGGCUUCACCUAGCGCGUAUGAGUGAGCUGCUGAAUCUGCCCGCAAGCCGCUGUGAGGAAUAUCUGUCCAAGCUGGCCAACAGCGACACAAUUCGAGUGAAGAUCGACCGCCCCGCUGGUAUUAUCUAUUUCACCACGAAGAAGAGCGCCUCCGACAUCCUGAACAACUGGGCCACCGACGUCAAUCAGCUGAUGUCCCUGGUGAACAAAACAUGCCACUUGAUCAACAAGGAGGAGUGCGUCUACUCGGUCAUGUGUGCUGUCGAGGAUUAGUCGCAUAUUCUAUCAUAAGAUUGUGUUUUUUAUUGUAAAACGCCUGCCCAUAUAUACCUGUAGCUCUACUAACAAUCC
Drosophila obscura is the source of this 1800-nucleotide messenger RNA. It is a transcript of the gene Rpn5, whose product is annotated as 26S proteasome non-ATPase regulatory subunit 12. The record is from RefSeq and is a predicted model, not a curated record. Lineage: Eukaryota; Metazoa; Arthropoda; Insecta; Diptera; Drosophilidae. Bases 217 to 1722 code for a protein of 501 amino acids. Gene Ontology annotation, cellular component: cytoplasm; proteasome regulatory particle, lid subcomplex; nuclear proteasome complex. The transcript is spliced from 4 exons.